This is a messenger RNA of Terrapene triunguis (Three-toed box turtle), 4118 nucleotides long. RefSeq names its product collagen type IX alpha 1 chain (gene COL9A1). The coding region runs from base 236 to 3040 and encodes 934 amino acids. The record is from RefSeq and is a predicted model, not a curated record. The transcript is spliced from 37 exons. NCBI's taxonomy places the organism in Eukaryota, Metazoa, Chordata, Testudines, Emydidae.
UCAGACCCCACCAGGACACACAAGCUGUCCAGCCCCCACCUCCUUCCCUCUGCAGGAUUAAAGCAGCCCCAGCAGACGGAGCCUCAUUCCCUUCUGAAGUCCUGUAUGGGGCAGAAAGAGUUGAAUCUGCGCUCAUUCAUACACUCUUUGAUGGAAUUAACUACAGGAGAGCACAGAACAUAAAUAUACACCCCAAAUACUCACAUGAUAGAGCUGAAGAAAACCAGCAGAGAAAAUGAAGAGUAACUGGCAAGCUCCUGUUUUCUUGUACAUGUGGAGUUUUCUGUGGGCUCUGGUGUCAGCCAACGUCCAGCAGCAAACAAGGUUCCCAGUCACCUUCAGCUCUAACCAAAAGACUGACCUCUGCCCACCAAUCAGGACUGGCGAAGAUGACUUGCCAGGUUACGACCUGAUUUCUCAGUUCGAGCUAGAUAAAGCUGCCUCCCGAGGAGUCAUCCAGAGAGUGGUGGGCUCCACAGCUUUACAAGUGGCUUAUAAAUUAGGCACAAACGUAGACUUCAGGAUCCCAACCAGGUUUUUGUAUCCCAAUGGAUUGCCUGAUGAAUAUUCUUUUCUAACUACAUUUCGGAUGACUGGAAGCACACUUCAGAAAAGCUGGAGUAUUUGGCAGGUCCAGGAUUCGUCAGGAAAAGAACAAGUUGGAGUGAAGCUUAAUAGUCAAACAAAGGCUCUUGAGUUUUCUUAUAAAGGGCUGGAUGGAAGUCUCCAGACUGCAACCUUUUCACAUUUGCCUUUUUUGUUUGAUUCCCAAUGGCACAAGGUUAUGGUCAGCGUGGAAAAGAGCAAUGUCACUCUUUUUAUUGACUGCAUUAUGAUAGAAUCCUUACAGAUAAAGCCCAGGGGCAAAAUCAACGUGGAUGGCUUUGCUCUGCUGGGAAAACUUAUAAAUAAUCCUCAAGUUUCAGUUCCGUUUGAAAUCCAGUGGAUGCUGAUUCAUUGCGACCCUCUGAGACCACAAAGAGAAAGUUGUAGCGAACUUCCAGCCAGGAGACAGAUAAGCCAGACUGCCACGGAGAGAGGCCCCCCAGGUCCGCAAGGCCCCCCAGGUCCACCAGGGCCACCAGGAGUUCCUGGCAUCGAUGGCAUCGAUGGAGACAGAGGUCCCAAUGGCCCCCCAGGCCCUCCAGGUCCAGAUGGUGAGCCAGGCAAACCAGGUGCCUCCGGGAUGCCAGGAGAGCCAGGAGCUGAUGGACUGACAGGCCCUGAUGGAUCGCCUGGCCCAGCUGGACCCCGAGGACAAAAGUCCUACUCUUGGCAUCCAACAAGAUUAAAUGUCAGAAAACAUAAAUAUUUGCUAACCACAUUUUUCUUUUUUCAGGGUAAGGGGAUUCUUGGACCAGCAGGUCCCCCUGGUGUAGCAGGACUUCCUGGUGAAGUAGGCCGUGUUGGUCCAUCCGGUGAUGCUGGAAAGAGAGGUCCUCCAGGCCCACCAGGGCCCCCAGGUCCCAGAGGAACAAUUGGGCUGCAUGAAGGAGAUCCACUGUGUCCCAAUGCUUGUGCACCUGGUCGUCCAGGACACGCUGGCCUAAUAGGAAUGAAGGGUCACAAAGGAGUAAAAGGAGAGGAUGGUGAACCAGGGAAACAAGGUCAUAAGGGUGAGGAAGGUGCCCAGGGAGUCCUAGGUGAUGUCGGAGCUCAAGGCCCUCCAGGGAUUCAAGGUUUGAGAGGCAUAACUGGUAUAAUGGGAGCCAAAGGGAACAAAGGUGCUCGUGGCCUUGAUGGUGACCCUGGUCCACGAGGGCUCCCUGGUGGAUCUGGAGACCAGGGACAGAGAGGUCUACGGGGAGAGACAGGUCCGAAGGGAGACAGGGGUCCUCAAGGUAUUAGAGGAAUAACUGGCCUCCCUGGGCCUAAAGGAGAAGCUGGCUUACCGGGGGUUGAUGGCCGGGAAGCGAUCCCUGGAAUGCCUGGAGCAAAGGGUGAACCAGGAAAACCUGGUGCUCCAGGUGAUGCAGGACUUCAAGGACUGCCAGGUUUACCUGGCUCCCCAGGUGCAAAUGGUGUUUCUGGCCCAAAGGGUAAUGCAGGUGCCCCUGGGAUACCAGGUUUAAUGGGAAAUUCUGGUAAACCUGGCGAACAAGGACCACAGGGGAUAGAGGGACCAAUAGGACCAAGGGGUCCACCUGGUAGCAGAGGUGAGCCAGGUCCUGCCGGGCCUCCAGGUCCACCAGGGAAACUGGGUCCUGAAGGGGACCUAGGACUACCGGGACUGCCAGGUCCUUCAGGCCUGCCUGGCGCCAAAGGUGACAGGGGAUUGGUUGGUGAGCCAGGGCCUAAAGGUGAACAAGGUCCUGCUGGAGGAGAAGGAGAACCAGGAGAAAGGGGUGACCUGGGUGAUAUGGGAUUGCUGGGCCCAAAGGGAUCAGUUGGUAACCCUGGUGAGCCUGGCCUUCGUGGACCUGAAGGAAGUCGUGGACUGCCUGGCAUAGAAGGGCUACGAGGCUCACCUGGACCUCGCGGUUUGCAAGGUGAACAAGGUGCUCCAGGUCUGCCUGGCAGCCAGGGUCCAGCAGGUAGAGAGCCAACAGAUCAGCACAUUAAACAGGUCUGCAUGAGAGUCAUGCAAGAACAACUUGCUCAGCUAGCAGCCAGCCUUAGGAGGCCUGAAUCUGGUGCUACAGGUCUCCCAGGUCGACCUGGACCACCAGGUGCUCCCGGGCCUCCUGGUGAAAACGGCUUCCCCGGACAGAUUGGAUCCCGUGGUUUGCCAGGUCUUAAAGGUCCUCCUGGUGAGAUUGGUUUUAAAGGUCCAAAAGGUGAAGCUGGUGAAAAGGGGGAGAGAGGAUUUCCAGGCAGAGGACCCAAAGGCUUACCUGGAACAACAGGUCUUCCAGGUGAACCCGGCAAACCCAGCUAUGGAAGGGAAGGUCGUGAUGGUGAACGAGGCCCACCAGGAGUGGCUGGUCAGCCUGGAGUACCUGGUCCUCCAGGUCCUGCUGGUCCUCCGGGAUAUUGUGAGCCAUCAUCUUGCACAGUGCAAGCUGGACAGAGAGCUGGUAAGAACGUGAAAGGGCCAUGAAAGUGCAAUGCAAGUGCUGUGAAAUGUUAGUAUCAGUUUACUCUCUGCACGUACAGCUGACAAUAAAAAAAAUGGAGGAGAAACCUACCAAAUAAGGAGGAGAAACCUAGCAUCCAAGGCUUCAACAGGACAUACUUUAACACAUUGUUUGUACGUUCUUACAAAAAGGCAACCAAAAUUAGAAUGAUGGUGCUUACAAAACUACACAGGCAAGACCCUUUGGCUCUCUCUUGACCCUUGGAGAUAACAAGGCAGUUGUCUUAAACCAAUUUCUUUUAAAAAUAAAUAAAGCCCUUUCCCAGUCACUUCUUCCCCCUCUUCCUUUCCCUCCCAUCAACUAAAUAAAAAAAACAGAAUGGUUUGUAUAUCUCAGUUGUAGCUGUUACUUUUUUUUUUUGAUACAUUUGUAAAAUAAAUUCCAUGGAGCUGAAUUGAACUAAUCAGAUCAUCUCAGCUACAUUCAUUUCACCAUGUGUUUGUGUUGUACAAUGUAUAUUAAGCCUCUUUCUCCAAUCACUGUGAUUUAAAUUGCACAAACAUGGCUGCCAGACCCUUCCUGUAAAAACAUGCCACACUGAAUACUUUGUAUGCUGUAAAUCUCUGUAAAUGUGUGAUCACUGGGUUAUCAUGAGUACAUCAUGUACAACAAUCUCUAUACAUAAUGCCGGUUUUCAUUUUUGUCUCCAAUUUGUGUUGAGGCCCUACUUUUAUAUGAAGCCUGCUCCAUCUCAGGUCCUUCUAUGUGAAAUCAAACUAAGAAGGCAAGAAGCCACUGUGAAGGGAAUUUUAAUAGCCAGAAAUAAAUGAGUUUGAGAUUUAUUUAUUUUAAAAGUCUAAAGUGACAUCUCUGGUUGUACAAAAGGAAGAAAUAAAUAAUGUUUCUUAACCCCUUGCAUGUUUUUGUAUGAAUGGUCAUAUACACUACAGUUAAAAGAAAUAGUUCAGGUAGAGUCUAUCCCAUAGAGACAUCCCUGUUUCCCUUUUCUAUUACAACUCUAUUGCUAGAGAAAAAUGUGCAAUGUGGAUAUUUUUGUUUCUCUCCAUCAUGUAAAUUAAAGUUUGUGUGUUUUGGAAUAUA